AACAGCCUCCAUGGUGGCCCUCGCUAGCUAGUAUGUCGGGCCAGCUUGGCUAUGAUGUCAGGCGGUGUUAUUAAUUAUUACGUGACAACAACGUCGCCACAGCGUUAGGAGGAAAGCAGCCGCUGUGUCCUUUUAUCGUCAGUCAAUGUCAGGUGGUUCUUGGCAGUGUUAUGGAUGAACCAUGAAGGCCCAAUUACAAGUCACAGUGCUUUCAGCCAAGCUGAAGGAAAACAAAAAGAACUGGUUCGGCCCCAGUCCAUAUGUGGAAGUAGCCGUGGAUGGCCAGUCAAAGCGGACCGAGAAGUGCAACAACACACACAGUCCAAAAUGGAAGCAGGCGCUCACCGUGAUCGUGACUCCUCUCAGCAAGCUGAUAUUCCGUGUUUGGAGCUACCAGACGCUGAAGGCAGACAUCCUGUUAGGAAUGGCCACUCUGGAGAUCCAGGAGACGCUGAAGGCUAACGACUUGAAAUUGUCCGAGGUGGUACAGACGCUGCAGCUGUGCUCCGACAGAGACUCCCGGGACGUCGUCGGUGACCUGUCAGUCUGUCUAGAUGGCAUGCAGGUCGACCCCGAAGCCUUUGCCUCGGCAGAGAGAGACCAUGCUUCCCUCAGAGACGAUGCGAGACAAAACGGCAACAGGCCAAGCAGAGACACGUCUCCGUCCAGCGACUCUGACGAGUGGGUCAUCGUACCUGAUGCUUGCACUGUCAACUCCCAGUCCGUAGGAGGUGCCACCGGUUCUCAUCGCUCUCGACCAGCUCGACCUUCUUCCGCUCCUGCUUCCUCUAGCAGUUCAUCUCCAAGUGAGUUAAGUGAGGGUCUGGCAUCUGAAGGCUCGCCCCAGGCAUCUGCCAGCGUGAGUUCAGAUCUUCAUGACAACACGGGUGCAGCGGCGGCAGCAGCAGCAGCAGCCGUAGCAGCAGCUGCAGCAAAACCUGCUGCUAAUGGCCCCAAACCCGUGGCCCCAGCGGCACCAUCCACUGCAGCUUCCAGGGCCAUGAGCAGUGGCCCCAUGCCACCAGGCUGGGAGCAGCGUGUGGACCCAAAUGGACGUAUGUACUUUGUCGACCACAUUGAAAAGAGAACUACCUGGGAGCGACCAGAGGCUCUACCUACAGGUUGGGAACGCAGGGUGGACCCCAUGGGCCGGGUGUACUUCGUGGACCACAUCACCAGGACGACCACGUGGCAGCGCCCCACACAGGAGUCUGUGCGUAACUACGAGGAGUGGCAGCAUCAGCGCAGCCAGCUGCAGGGAGCCAUGCAGCAGUUUAACCAGAGGUUCAUCUAUGGGCUCCAAGACCAGCUUGCGGCAACAUCCAACAAAGAGUUUGACCCACUGGGACCCCUGCCGCACGGUUGGGAAAAGAGGACAGACAGCAAUGGCAGAGUGUAUUUUGUUCACCACCCAACACGGGCAACACAAUGGGAAGACCCCAGGACACAAGGGCUGCUCAAUGACAAGCCUUUGCCUGAAGGCUGGGAGAUGAGGUUCACCGUGGAUGGCACUCCCUACUUUGUGGAUCACAACAGACGAACCACAACCUACAUUGACCCACGUACAGGGAAAUCCUCCCUUGAAAACGGCCCACAGAUUACCUACGUCAGGGACUUUAAAGCCAAAGUGCAAUACUUCAGGUUCUGGUGUCAGCAACUAUCAAUGCCUCAGCACAUUAAGAUUUCUGUCACCAGGAAAACUUUGUUUGAGGAUUCAUUCCAGCAGAUCAUGAGCUUCCAUCCUCAAGAUCUGAGACGCAGAUUGUGGAUCAUUUUCCCCGGAGAGGAAGGUUUGGACUAUGGAGGCGUGGCUAGGGAAUGGUUCUUCUUGCUUUCUCACGAAGUGCUGAACCCUAUGUACUGUUUGUUUGAGUAUGCUGGCAAGGACAACUACUGCCUGCAGAUCAACCCCGCAUCCUACAUCAACCCGGACCACCUCAAGUACUUCAAGUUCAUUGGCCGCUUCAUUGCCAUGGCCUUGUUCCACGGCAAGUUCAUCGACACAGGUUUCUCCCUGCCUUUCUACAAGCGCAUCCUGAACAAGCCACUUGCUCUCAAAGACUUGGAGUCCGUGGAUCCGGAGUUUUACAACUCUCUCAUAUGGAUCAAGGAUAACAACAUAGAAGAGUGCGGUCUGGAGAUGUUCUUCUCAGUCGACAAAGAGAUCCUGGGGGAGGUCACCACCCACGAGCUCAAGCCAGACGGCGGGAACAUUCAAGUGACUGAGGAAAACAAGGAGGAGUACAUCAGGCUGGUGGCAGAGUGGAGGCUGUCCAGGGGUGUGGAGGAGCAGACCCAGGCCUUUUUUGAGGGCUUCAAUGAGGUCCUACCCCAGCAAUACCUGCAGUACUUUGAUGCUAAGGAAUUAGAGGUGAUGCUGUGUGGGAUGCAGGAGAUCGACCUCGUGGACUGGCAGAGGAACGCAAUCUACAGACAUUACACUCGAAGCAGCAAGCAGAUUCUUUGGUUUUGGCAGUUUGUGAAGGAGAUGGACAACGAGAAGAGGAUGAGGCUGCUGCAGUUCGUCACCGGUACUUGUCGUCUUCCCGUUGGCGGCUUCGCCGACCUCAUGGGAAGCAACGGGCCGCAGAAGUUCUGCAUUGAGAAGGUGGGCAAAGAGAACUGGCUUCCGCGAAGCCACACGUGCUUUAAUCGUCUGGACCUGCCUCCUUACAAGAGCUACGAGCAGCUGAAGGAGAAACUCAUGUUUGCCAUCGAGGAGACGGAAGGUUUCGGGCAGGAGUAACCGCAGCACUUUUUCCUCGCGUUUGUCUCCGCAGCCUGGAGCUGCUUUUAUUUCCCAGAGUCACCAACUAUAUGCAAUUCCGCAGCUGCUUUCAAAGCGCUUUCAGAAUAAGAGACUCUUCCCUGCAUUGAUCUAACAUGGCUCCGCGUGGUAACAGUGGUUGUUUCUUCACCCUUUUCGCAACAUGCUUAACGCUGUGCAAGUGUGGAACAGAAGAAGCUCCGUGAGGACCGCCCUGUCAAGACUAUGCACUCAGAUUAUAUUUUGAAAUUAUAUUUGAUUUAUACAUCUAAAAAAAAAUCUGUUUUUUUCUUGUAUUCGAAUGGCUGAUUGGACUGAUUAAUGUAGCACAGGCUGUUCUUUUAAACAAAAAUCUUCUCUUUUCUCUGACAUACCGGUAGUUUGCACAUGAACUGUGAAGGGCAAGACAGCCUGAUUGUCCCCGACAGCAUGCUUUUAUUUCUUUUUUCUUUUUCAAGUGCAAUAGUUUCGCAGCUGUACCAACAAUAGUCUUGAUCACUUUACGAGAUAAGUUUUCACUUUUCAGUGCUGAUUUUACUCUUAAUUUGAAGACCGGCCGGUGCAGGUUUUCAAAUCUUUUUAACGGUUUGGUUUAGAGUUCAUCGGACCAGGACCAAACUUAGCAGAAAAAAAGGGGGCGUUCUUAUCUGUGUAAUACAAAAAUAUCGGCCCUCGAGUCGUUCUUUUUGUCGUCCACUGUGUGAAUAACUGAUUACUGAUGACGUGGGAACAAUCCUGUGUGAUAGAUUUGUAAAAUAAUAUCCUACUCCCACUGAGUGGUAGCCAAGAAAUGAUCCUGACUAGAUAUUGAAGAAUGCUGAAAGGUGAGCAUUUAAGGUGUUUAGGUGACUACUACAGUGUAAAUACACUUAGCAGGAGAAUGUGUUUCAUAUCUAUAUACAUCUAAUUCACCCAAGUCGUGGUUCCCUUUUUUGUGAUUGUUGCUUGGGAGUGGAGCACUAGCAGACGACCCUAGUUUUAUAGGGAGGGGGGGGGGGGCAUUGUAUUGUGAUUUCUACAGGGAUUUUGACUUUCAAGUUGUUUCCCUUACAGGGGAAAACAUCAAACCUCUAAGUUUGUUUGUCCAAAGAAUCUUAAACGUUAUCUAAAAUUGUUAUUAAUGAUAAGGUGUUUCGAUGCUACUUAUUGUGUUCUUGCUCACUCGGAAAUCAACAUGACUGAUCACACGAAGUCACGAUAUGAUAAAGUGGCCCUAACAUGAUUAGGAUGUUUAUCUCUUCAGUCACUGGUGUGAUGCUUGAACAUGUCAUGGCCGCAGCAGCAUAAGGUAUACCCAGUGUUGGUGUUGUUGACUAAAAAUGUUCGUCUUAGUUAUCGCCAACAGUGUUAGUUAUGAAAGCAGUUUUUAAUUUAGUUUUAGUCAUAAGUCUUGACAAAAAAAAUGUCUCAGUUUUAGUCAUCUAAAUUCCUCAACACUAAAAUUACAGUGAACUGUGUUUACUAAAAUAUACAAUAUAAAGGAUGAAGCAUUUUUAAAGUUCUCUUGAAACUACUUUUAUUACAGUUCUCCCACCCAGGCCUUCAGUGAUGUCCUACUUAGUCCAACUUUAAUAAAUACCCCUCAAAAUACCAUAAUUUAUGUCACCACAUGACCACGACUGGAGAAAUUAUAUACAGAAACACACUAGUGCACUACUGUACAUUGAAGCACCUCAACAGUGUACAAAACAGGCUAUAUUUCGGCACAUUUAAAAAUCAGCAUUUAAAACAUACCUUACAUGGGUACUGUCAAAAUUUAAAUAAUUGUAAAGAACAUAUUAAAUGUGGAAAAAUAAAUGAAUAAAAUAUUUGCACGUUUUCUUUGUGGGUUAAAAAAAAGUGAGAACCGAUGAUUUCUCUGUUGGCCGGGUAUGGCUCCGGUGCCCCUUCCUGCUUUUCGCAAAUUACAACUUGUGAUUGGAUUCUCACUUGGGAGUGACAAGUGAAAAUCCAAUCAUAGCUACCUAGAUGGGCUACUGUCAACAACUCGCGAUCCGAUUGGCUAUCGCAACUGUCUAUCCGGCAGAAUUCAUACAGCGCUGGCAACAACCUAGCUGAAUUCUGAUUGGAUAAAAGCUCUAACGUAAAAGCAAGCAACGUUGAAGCCUAAUAAGACAUGAAGAGAAUAUGAUAAAAAAUACUUUAUGGAAAGUAGAUUAAAAUGAACUUUUAUUAAUCUAUGAUCAUGAUUUAUGUUAGGCCAGCAGAGAAGGCCUUGCUGGCCCUAAGUUAUUGCAGAGCAUCAAUAAAACUAAAUUCAAGACUUGUUUUAGUCUGGGGAAAAUAGGCCGUUGACAUUUUCAGUCAACAAAAUGAACACUCUGUAUACCUGAACAAGCUGAUGCCAACUUUAAUGGGAUAGGUUCCUCUCCGUGGCUAUGGUACCUAAAUGUCAUUGAAUAUAUACAUAGAUAAAUGCCUCUCUGACUUGUCUCUGUGGAAUUUUAUUAGCGUGUAUCCGAGUUCCUAAUUAUUUUUGAUUCAAUUACAGUUGCACCUCACUAACCUCAUUUUAUGAGCGACUUUACUUCUUUGCCGCCUUUGCUCUCUGGGGUAUUAUAUGAAAACGACU
Molecule: messenger RNA, 5339 nt
Organism: Entelurus aequoreus (snake pipefish)
Lineage: Eukaryota; Metazoa; Chordata; Actinopteri; Syngnathiformes; Syngnathidae
Gene: itcha
Product: itchy E3 ubiquitin protein ligase a
Exons: 24
Coding region: 182-2746 (854 amino acids)
Biological process (GO): protein K29-linked ubiquitination; ubiquitin-dependent protein catabolic process; protein K63-linked ubiquitination
Molecular function (GO): ubiquitin protein ligase activity; protein binding
Source: RefSeq, a predicted model, not a curated record